UUGUGUCUUCUUUUAAAGUAACGAUGUCAUAUCUCCUGGUCUUGUGACUUGUGAUUAACAACGAAGAGGCAUUAAAGCGCAUUAUGAAGAUGCGAUGUGUUUUUAGCAAGUCUAUCUUGUAAGUACAAAUGAUUCGUUCAUCGCUCACAUUUGGAUCGAUACAUGCGUACAUACGAACAGAAGUGUUUAAAUCUUCGACAUACUGUACAAAACGCUGUAGUACAGUAUAUCAAGGUGUAUGCCAUAGGCUAGCUGGAGAGGCAAACGAGGACGAGGGUGGAAUAGUGUUUUUUUUUUCGUAUACUGUACGUGUGAAACUAGCAAUGUAAAAAAAGGAACAGCACCCAAAGCUACCAAGGUAUCUAAUGUUGCCGGGGUUAGUAUUUGAAUGUGAUAAGCUCUGGGUAUUCCUUUUUAUUAAAUAACGCAUUCAGGAGGCUGAGAACUGACGUCAGAUAGCGCCUUUAAAUAUUUAUCAUCAGCUCUUCGCUGCUGCAAAGGCAUUCUUGGGAACUUUGAGGGAGCAGAAGCUGAAAUGCACGGCCUUUAAGAUCUGAAAUCUUGCAAAAGCACUCAGAUUGAGAAGGAAGGAGUGCGCAUUACACCACAUUGGUUUAAAUGCGUAUAACAAAGAAGCAGUAAUAAAUCGUCGUGAACUUAAAAAGUGGAUUUCUGAAGUUUCCCAAAAGGAUAAUUAUUUUAUGAAAAUCUAUAAGGGGAUGUCCGUGAACUGAAUGAACCAAGGAAGUACAAGAAUAUCGCUGGACUGCACAGAAUUGAUACAGGAUUUUGAGUGGCUUUGAGUGACUCGAUUGCUGCGUAAUGUACAAAUCUCAGAUUGUCAUGUAUUGUCAUUUUACCUAACUUAAGGAGAAAUUGCUUGAUCUCACAGACACGAAAUGCCUUGGCAGGUGGCGCCGUGUGGCAAACCGGCCACUUCGAGACCUCACACCGGUCCGUUACGGAAGAAUUCUGUCACUUUAUCACGGCUAGAUUAAAUUGCCCGACUCCUGUAUACCGCCUUGGUACUUCUGGAUCUUUCAACAUAAGCGUUUUUUGGAAUACUGCUUGAUCCUACAGAUGUCCCAGAAAAACGUAGGAGCCCAGGAAAGAUCCAAAAGCAAAAACAUGCAACGUCUUAAUCCAUGGAGACAUGGCAUAUAGGUUCACCAGCCGACUCGUGCCAUCUUCAAAUAGGUUAACCAGAAGAUUUCUUUUUAUAUUCACGCUUUCCUUGUCGUUUACUUAUUUAUGCUACAGUCUCAUAUUCUGUUCUGAUACCAUCAUGCAAAGCCAGCGUUAUGAAGAGCACAGGUGCCUCCUAUCCCAAAAUGUAGGGAGCAAAAAACUUCUGCAAAAAUCCCACUAUUGCACUUUGCCGGUAGACUCCAAGGCGAUCCGGGAUGCGACCUCGAAUUUGGGUUUGACUCGCCAGGGAACAAGCCCAGUUCAUAACCAAAGCAAAAACUUUGCAGCCUUCCUCAGUACUCCGCGGAGUUUCGGCACGGCAGAGCGGAGGUCGAAUAAUUCUGGCACCCCGAAAUUUGGAAACAAGAAAUUGCCGAAUGCGAUCAUUGUCGGCGUUAAAAAAGGUGGAACCAGGGCUGUACUCGAGUUCAUUAGGGUGCACCCAGAUGUGCGAGCAGUUGGCACGGAGCCGCAUUUCUUCGAUAGAAACUAUGACAGAGGUUUAGACUGGUACAGAAGCCUCAUGCCAAGGACUCUGGACAGCCAGAUCACCAUGGAGAAAACUCCCAGUUAUUUUGUAACCAGGGAGGCUCCCAGACGCAUCUUCAAUAUGUCUAGGGACACCAAGCUAAUAGUGGUGGUGCGUAACCCUGUGACCAGGGCCAUCUCGGACUACACCCAAACCCUGUCAAAAAAACCCGACAUUCCCAGCUUCGAGGCCCUGGCCUUCAAGAACAGAAGCCUGGGGCUGGUGGACACCUCUUGGAAUGCCAUCCGCAUCGGAAUGUAUGCGUUCCAUCUGGAGAACUGGCUGCAGUACUUCCCCCUCUCGCAGAUCCACUUUGUGAGCGGGGAGAGGCUCAUCACCGACCCUGCCGGAGAGCUGGGGAGAGUGCAGGACUUCCUUGGCCUCAAGCGGAUCGUGACCGACAAGCACUUCUAUUUCAACAAGACGAAAGGGUUCCCCUGCCUCAAAAAGCCGGAGAGCAGCAGCUUACCCCGCUGCCUGGGCAAGUCAAAGGGAAGAACGCAUGUCCAGAUAGACCAAGAAGUCAUCGAGCAGCUCAGAGACUUUUAUAGACCAUAUAAUAUCAAAUUUUACGAAAUGGUAGGACACAACUUUAGGUGGGACUAGAUUCAUGUGGUUUGGAAGCUUACUCGUAUGCACCAUGCAGAAGAAAGAUAAAGCAAAGUCUUCCUUAAGUAUUGGCUGUCUUGGUCGGACCUCUACUCUGCCUGCAUGAGUGUAAGCCAAUUGAUGGCUUGUAAGUUAAGCAACGGUUCAGAUAUGCAUUAUAAGUCUUCUGGUGCAACCAGUUUUUGAAUUAAACAGUCCAGAUAUUUGCUAGAAGAUUAAAUGGGCUAACAAGCUGUGGUUUUAAUGUAAUUGAUUGGUCUAAGUUCAUCUUACAAUCAAGGAUAUUCCAGUACUGCAAGGUAAAGUACAUUCUCCUGCUGAAGAGCGACAUACCCUUCACAUCAUAAGACACAUUUUUUUCAUGGUUUCCGAGAUAUAACUAUUAAUAAAUUGACAAAGAUUGGAAUUUUGACCUCUGGAUCCUUCCAUCGUCAAGAGGAAGUUAUUACAGCUGCUUAUUAAUCAGUACAGAAUUUUGUUGUUUACCAUGAACCUCUGCUGUUGUAUCACAAUUUGUGCACUGUAACAUUCGUUAUUCAGGCAACUAGACUGCAAAUCAAAGGCCUUUCACAUUUUUGACCAAUCCCCAAAAACAAAAACUAGAAUUGGCACUGUAAGUUAAAGUGCUUUGAAAAAAGUACCUUUAUUUCCGAAGAGGUAAAUAAUUAAAUAAUAUAGCCAUGAAAAUGGUGAUGUAUGCUUGAAAACCUGUCUCAGAUUUUAUUGUAUUGUAACAAUAUUUUGUCCUGUGAAUAAAGCACAGAUUUAUGCCAU
Lepisosteus oculatus (spotted gar) is the source of this 3100-nucleotide messenger RNA. RefSeq names its product heparan sulfate (glucosamine) 3-O-sulfotransferase 2 (gene hs3st2). NCBI's taxonomy places the organism in Eukaryota, Metazoa, Chordata, Actinopteri, Semionotiformes, Lepisosteidae. Gene Ontology annotation, molecular function: [heparan sulfate]-glucosamine 3-sulfotransferase activity. The record is from RefSeq and is a predicted model, not a curated record.